GCCGCCCUUGUCUGCGUCUCAGGCGGAGGGCAUCGCCGCAGAGGGCGUCGUCGCAGAAGGCAUCGUCGCGUGCCCAACGUUGUCGGGUUACGCCGUGUUCGUCGGGAACUGACCCCGGCCAAGGCCGCCUUCCUGACUGACCCCGACCCUGACGCCUUGAGUCCUUGUGCGUCCAUGUCUCACCGUGGUCAACUGACAAGUACCAGUCAGAAUGGGAAGAGAACAGAGGACUGCCCCGGGCGUGGGCAGCGGUAAUCAUGCCAAGGAACGGCAUAAGAGAGACCGCAGGGGCAACUUGCUGGAUUGGUCCGCCCCCUUACCGCCGGGCCUGGUCGCCCGCCCUGAGAAACCGCGCAUUAGCUCCAAGCACAAGUCGUGGUUCGAAUUCAUCGAGAACAAGGACAAGAAAAAGAAGCUCGAGUUCGAGUUCACCGACCAGCGGGAGCCGCCGCCAGGGUUCGAGUUUGUUCCCAUUGGGAACCCAGCGUUGACGACGGCUUGCAAAGAGCUGUCUCGAGAGCAGGAUGCUAUGAUAUUUAUUGUCACGUCACCGGCCCCUGGGUUCUCGAACAGACUCACCCGUCAUCUGAAUCGCGUUGGCCACCACAUCCGCCAGGGCAUCGUGGAGCAAGCACGCGCAUCCCUAGGGGAUCCGGAGCCUGGCGCCGCCGGCGUAGCAUCUGGCCUGCCCGAGCCUAUUCCAGAGAAGCAGGAGGACAUUAACAAACAGGCAGAUGCGGCCAUAAGGGAUUUGUUUCCUCGCAUUCCAAACACUGAUCGGCAAAUGAUCAUUGAGCACGCCUUCAACAAGUCGAGGCUGGACGGCAAGGGGGACCCGCCAGUUGGUCUCGCACCGGAUCUCACGCUGUCGCGCCGUGUACAGCUGGCAGUGCUUGCUCACAUCCGCCACAACCACACCAGAUAUGAUCAGCUACUCCGGGAAACGACCUAUGUCAAUGCGAGGAAGGCUGUUGAAUCCCUUUGUCUCGACAUCCUCGUCAAGUGGCGAGGAGACGAGGAGACGGGCCGGGACCAGCUUGACGAGAUCCUCUGCGAGGUCGUCGUCAUUUCAGACUCUGAAAGCGACGAGUCCGACGAGGACGAAGAGGAGGAUGAGUCCUCCGUUACUUCGUCGGCAGAGGAGAGCCCGCGGGAGCAGGCCGGGAGAGCGGUCGGGACAAACAGGGCGAUGGUGUCUCCCAUUGAUGCGCCCUUAGCCGCACCGACUAGGAACAAUUCUCGGGGUCAAACGCUCCCCCGAGCAGCCCAUGCACCCCAAAAGGUCAAGAAGAUCUCUGCCAAAGCGCGGAGGGAAGCCAAGUGGGCGCAACGGGGCUUCCACCGCUAUCAGGCGGCUCGCGACCAGGCUUGGCAUCAAGCCGUGGAGCGGCAACGGCUUGAGACUAACGCAGCACCAGCACCAGUGCAAUCCGCUGGCCUUGGCGCUAUGGGUAGCUCGGCCUGCCAUGAACCGCAGCCGCUGAUGCGGGAGGUCCGUGGCGCCGACGGGGUGGUGUGCAGCGCAGUCGAGCUGCGCUACAAUGAGCACCGCCCCCUUGACGCUUCCCUGCCUCCCGUAGAUCUGCCCCGUGAGCGAGCAAGCCGGAUUGAUGAGCUGCAGCAGGCCGUGCCCGAUACCGCCUACCGCCCGCCGCAACAGGCCCGAGCGCAGCAGGAUCAGCCCGGGUUUGGACCCAGACCUAUAGUCGGGUCACGAGCCGUUCCGUACGGCGCCCCUGAUGUUGAGCGGGUAGGCUAUCGUGACUUGGAUCUCAAGGAUUAUCCCGUGCAGUCUAUCGAGCCUGCCUCGCCGGAAUCCUCCAGCUUCGCCACCCGGCUGCCUCUUCCGUAUCGCCAGCCUGAGCCUGGUCUUGCGCAUGGCGUCGACGGCGCGGUGCGCUCGGCGACUUAUGGAGGUUUCAUUGGCCAAGAAGCCACAGCAGCCCAGACACAUCGUCCAGCCUAUGCCGAAGAUGGUUUCAUCAGGCUCCCUCCACGUGUUGACACCGAAGAUGGCUUCAUCAGGCUCCCUCCACGUGUUGACACCGAAGAAGGUUUCAUCAGGCUCCCUCCACGUGCUGAUAGAAGCUGGGCGGCCCCUGCCCCUGACCAACGCUCAGAACCUUUCGUUGUGCUACAUCCGCAGCCCGUCAACACGAUUAGAAGCAGUGGCGUCGGGGCCGCUGUUUCUGAUGCAUCCAGCACACGGCAUUUGUCGACUUGGCAGGAUGAUGAAGCGGCCCGUGCUGGCGAGCCGAUCGUCAGGUCGGGCAAUCAGCCGAUCUGGAUCCGGCGUGACGGGGCCACCCUUAGGUCGGAAUCCCGCCCCAUUCUUAUCCAGGACUAUCCCUCGCCGCCCAGGCAACCGCGCACGGAUUUCGCGCACGUGUCUUCGGAGGUCCGUCGUGCCUCUCCGACCCGGUGGACCAGCCGUGCCGGACAGACUACUGAGGCUGGCCUCGGUUGGGCGGAUGAGCGCAACAUGAGGCCCGCCGAUUCCAGGAUCGAUCAACGUAUCGAGACUUUGCAGAGCGACUUCGUGGAGAUUGUUCGAGUCUCCAACAAGUUCCCCAGGCAGCAUGAGCCUCGUCCAGCUCCUGCAAGUCCGGGAAGGUACAAUUUGCGGUCUACGGCCUCACGGCCGGGCGUGACACCGCAACCACACGACGGCGUAGUACGGUACGAGAUUGGGCGUCCUCCCAUGCAAAAUCAGCCGGUCGAACGAGUCGUGGCGACGGUCCAGCAACGCGCGUUCGUAGACGAAAAUGCGCCCUUUGCUACGGAACCACGAGAAGGAUACCAGCGGCAAGAACGCGUGGUUGGCAUCGAAUAUGUCCAUCCCCGUCCUCACUUCGAUGGCCGUACGCACUCGGACCGUUGGCCGCCUUAUGGUACGGAGGACCCCCUUUACCGUUCCCGGUCAACUUCCACGGUGCCUGUGCACCUCCCGGGUCUCCCGUACCAGCCACACGCUGCUCAGUCCGUCUCUCGGAGGGACGAUGUGAUUACGCUCGACUGACCGAGCCCGUGUCAUUUUUGGUCCGAGCAGAAUGACACGUGGUGCUCACGGGCUAGCCCCUUGCACUCUUCCGUGUCAGACAAGUUCUGUACAUAUUUGUACAUAUUUUAGGGUACAUACAUACCCCCGAGGUUCAUCAGCUGGGCCGAUCGUCGAUCACGCUAU
This is a messenger RNA of Thermothielavioides terrestris NRRL 8126, 3184 nucleotides long. RefSeq lists its product as uncharacterized. NCBI's taxonomy places the organism in Eukaryota, Fungi, Ascomycota, Sordariomycetes, Sordariales, Chaetomiaceae. Bases 212 to 3019 code for a protein of 935 amino acids. The record is from RefSeq and is a predicted model, not a curated record. The transcript has 5 exons.